AUGCAGCACAGGCGCAGCCUCGUGCUCUGCGCCCUCAUGCUCCUCACCGGCUUCCUGGUGGUCUGCCUGGGGGCCUUCCUUAUCUCCUCAGGCUGCUUGUUCAACUGCCGGGGGAAGCUGAUCCUGGCCUAUCUGCUUCUGCCUCUGGGCUUUGGGGUGCUGCUGGGCGGAAUUUUCUGGAGCGUCUACCGCCAGACAAGCAAAAGCACACGGGUGCUCAGACAACACCUUGCUCAGGGGCACCUUGCUCUGGCCACGGUGGACAGGCCAGAUUUCUACCCUCCAGCCUAUGAAGAGAGCCUCCAUGUGGACAAGCGGGCCUGUCGCACCAGGGGAGCUGCCUCCGAGAUCCCCCCGCCGCUGUACAUCGAGGUGGGCCUGGACGUCAGCGGUGAAAUCCAGACCCAGCCAGAGGCCCCUCCACCCUACAAAGAGUCUGUAACAGACACGGAGGCUGCGGCCACAUUCCCGCGUGCUGAGGGGCACAGUCGGGGAUGCUGA
Molecule: messenger RNA, 501 nt
Organism: Trichechus manatus latirostris (Florida manatee)
Lineage: Eukaryota; Metazoa; Chordata; Mammalia; Sirenia; Trichechidae
Gene: TMEM252
Product: transmembrane protein 252
Exons: 2
Coding region: 1-501 (166 amino acids)
Source: RefSeq, a predicted model, not a curated record